UAAAGAGCCUGGAAUUAAGACAUACAUGCAAAUUAAAUUGCUUUUUUUUAGACAUACAUAUAAGAUGAUGAACACAAUUCUUAUGAUCUUCAUGGCCACGAUGUGGCUCCUUAUCACGCUUCCUCCUCAAGGAGCCUAUGGUAUUAAAAUUAAUGAAGGCGAUGUUCUACUUACGUUGAAGAAUAACUUAACUGAUCCUAACAAAGCUCUUGAAUCCUGGGGCACAACGGGCAACCCUUGCGAUGGUAAAUGGGCGAAUAUCGCCUGUGACCACUACAAUUACGUGUUUGCAAUUGUCCUUAAUGGUCUAGGGCUCAGCGGCGAACUUGUCCCGGAACUUUCAAAGUUGAAGAGGCUGAGCACUUUGUAAGUGAUGUUUAAAAAAAACCGAUAGUAUUUUUUUUUUUUCAAUUUUGUAAUUACUAUAUAUAUAGAUAUAUAUUUUCUUUUAAGAUAAUAUGUUCCAGCUGUUAUCUUACAAUUUUGACGUGGAUUUGCAAGGAAAGUUACCUACAGAAUAAUCUGCUGACUGGCACCGUACCUUUUCGCGCAUUUAAAUAUCUCAUUCAUCACAAUCAUGCUACAAUGAAUUUUAGCAACAACCCAGGAUUGUGCAUCCCAAGUAAGCAUCACCAGUGCCCAAAUGAGAAUUAAGUAGCUCAACACUUCUGCUCCACAAGCAAAGUUCGGAAGACAUCACACACACACACAUAUAUAUAUAGACAAAAUUCAAUGAAUUUGAUUUACAAAGAGUAUGAAGCAAUCUGUACGGUUGGAGUUCUUUGCCACUUAUGUACUGGAGCAACUUUGGUAGCUGUAAUAAAAUUGUAAACAUUGUAAUCAGAUAAAAGUAUUUUUGCCCGUGGGCUGGCAAAACUGGCCGACUAUCCCGUAACAGAUCAUUUGUAGCGAUACAUUUCGGUAUUCGAAGAUAUUUCCUUCUUCUCUUAAAUUAAUGCAUUUUCAAAAGAAAAUCACCAUUCACAAGUCCGUUUAUGAUAAUCAUGGAUGCUCGGGUGUUCAUUUUGAGAUAUAUUUG
Striga asiatica is the source of this 1039-nucleotide messenger RNA. NCBI's taxonomy places the organism in Eukaryota, Viridiplantae, Streptophyta, Magnoliopsida, Lamiales, Orobanchaceae. The record is from the annotation of a GenBank genome assembly.